UCCACCACUUCCCUCCCUGUGAUCCAUUCGAUGCCGCUCCCGCUGGGCACGCGCACGGUGGCAACCCCGCCCCGGGUCGUGCCAUCGCCGGAGGUGCGGGGUAUGGCCUCUCCCUUCCUUUGGCGACGCAGCAGCCGCGCCGCUGCCGCCGCCUCUGAGGCUCCAGCCCUGCUGGGGGCGCUGAAGCGUCGGGGCUUCCUGGCGGUGGAGCUCAGUCUUGCGGAGGAGAAGGUGCUGCUGGAGGCGCUGGGGCUCUUUGCCAAGCGCCGGAGCUUCAGAUAUCCGCCGGUGCCGACGAACGCAGGUGACUUGGAGGAGAAGCCAGAGCCAAUGCCUGGGGCCUUCGCCCGCUGCUUUGACCUCCUCUACGGUGUGGCGUGCAGCGCCGCCCUGCUGAUGCGGGGCCGGCGCGUUCGCCCGGAGAGCCUCGCGCCCUGCAAGGGCGGCAUGCCCUUCGCGGGCCCAGGGCCGUGGCAUUUCGGCAGCUCCUUUUUCAACAUCUUCAACUACGACCACGGGUGCCUGAACACCCACAGGGACCGCGGCGUACUGACCGUCGUUUACGGUGCCCCCGACGAGGAUGGGCAGAAGGACGUGACCAGGCUUUGGAUCCGCUCCGCAGAGCAGUGGGUUGCCCCCGAGCCGGGCAGGCUCUUGCUCUGGGCCGGCGAGGGCUUCGGCGAGGCCGAGGCGGUGAAGCAUUGCGUACGCGUGCGGCCGGACGGGCCUCGCGUGGAGUACUCCCACAGCACGCGGGAUCCGGAGGCGCCGGCCAGCGGCAAUCGCCGGAGCGUGGCGCUGAUCCUGGAUGAGUAGCCCCGCUGCGGAGUGAUGGGAGUCCAGGUGCACGCGCAAAACACAUACGCAUGUAUCAAACCCAGGGAGCGCUCCAUGCAAUUCUGGACA
This is a messenger RNA of Effrenium voratum, 906 nucleotides long. The record is from the annotation of a GenBank genome assembly. NCBI's taxonomy places the organism in Eukaryota, Dinophyceae, Suessiales, Symbiodiniaceae.